This is a messenger RNA of Malaclemys terrapin pileata, 1683 nucleotides long. RefSeq names its product CD164 molecule like 2 (gene CD164L2). Bases 36 to 668 code for a protein of 210 amino acids. The transcript has 6 exons. Lineage: Eukaryota; Metazoa; Chordata; Testudines; Emydidae. Gene Ontology annotation, cellular component: cytoplasmic vesicle. The record is from RefSeq and is a predicted model, not a curated record.
GGGACGCUGGCUGCUCGCUCCCCGCCCCUGCGCGCAUGAGCUCGCUCCGCUCCGGCUGCUUCCCGGGAGCCCCGCUCGCUCCCCCGAAAGUGACAAACCGCCGGAGCCGGGGACUCGCUCCAGCCCCCCGGCCCGGAGACAUGGGAGCGCCCCGCACCUGGGCGCGGCGCGCUGCGCUCUGCUGCGCGCUGCUUUGCGCGCCCUGGCUGCCUCUCGGCUGGGCAGGAGAGUGCAAACAGCUGGAGCCCUGUGAGAGGUGCAUUGAAGGAGAUGCUUCCCGGAACAUCACCGGCUGCGUGUGGACACGCUGCGGAGCCACGGAGGAGCCAGGGCCCGGGGGCUGCAUUGAGAAGGGAGAAGCCACCAAGGAGACGUGCUCCACCUACAAUGUCACUGCUACGUGCCCAGCGCGGAGAUCGCCUACCAAGGAGCCUCCGCGCGCCUCCACCAAGGAGACUCAGCACGCAUCCACCAAGGAGCCUGAGAUCCUCACCCCAGGGACGACGGCCGGCCCCCCGCGGACAGCCACCCCCGAGUUCCGCCCGCCUGGCUUCGACUCGGCCAGCUUCGUGGGGGGGAUCGUCCUCGUGCUGAGCGUCCAGGCCGUCUUCUACUUCAUCGUCAAGUUCCUCAAGUCCAAGGACAGCACCUACCAGACGCUGAUCUGACGGCUGCUGCCCAGGGCAGGGCGGUGAAGUGGUUUCCUGUGGGAGGAGGAAUGGACGACGAGGCGGCCGGUGCCCCGGCUGCCCUGCUUGCUCUCGCCCACGCCCCUCUCCCUCCUUGCUGGGGCAGGAGAGCUGGGCACCGUGGAGCUAUGCAAAGUGCUGCCAGGCCGGGUCCUCCAGGCUCGGAGCCGUGUCGUGUCCGUUAGACUCGCCGCGGGGAGGGCUGGCCCCAGAGCCCCGGGGCCACACGCGCUCCAGCCAAGCCUCGGGCCAGUCCCCAGCAAGAUCUGAUGUCGCUGCCUUGUUUAGGAAGCUCAGGGUGCCCUCCUGGUCCUGCUCUCUCUGGAUGGAUGGACCCCCGGGGCUGACAGGCUCAACCCACCUUUGCCGGACCCUCCAUGGUGCAGCUCUGCCUCCCUCUAGCUCUGUUUGAUUGUUCCUUCCCCCCCCCCUUGGGGGCUGGCGAGCUCCCCUUUCCUGCUGGAAUUCCAGUGGGUGGGGGUGAGGGGGGUGAAGCUGGGUCAGCCAUUCACUUGGCCUUCACCUUCUGUCUGCUGGAGGAACGUCCCAUCCCCCCGCAUACACAUACCCUGAGCAUCCUGGCCUGUAACUUCCCACCAGCCUUCAUCUUUGUAACCCCUGCCCGGUCGGGCGGACCAAUCCUCAGGCACAAGGGCUUUCCCAGGCUACGGAGCAGGAGAGGUCUCCCCUAGGCUCAGGUGAGCUCCCUCGUGUUGUUCCUUCCAGAGAUCUCAAGGGACCCACAGCUGGUUUCCUCUUUAAAGGUGGCCUAAGGGCCCCCCCCCCCGCCCCCCCGGAUGUUCCCCAAUUCCUCUCUCUGGUGCCUGACAGCUGGCUUCUCCCCUCCCCGGGCCCGAUCUGCUCUGAGGGGGCUGGUUGGGUUAUUUCCCACGCUGGGGCUGGCGGGACUCUGGGCUCCGACCCCCGGCCAUGCAGCGCUGUGGGAGGAUGGAGUCAUUGCACGCAGAGGAGCAAAUAAAAGCACUUUCUUGGA